AAGGACUAUAAAAUCAAAUUGUUUGUGAUAGAAACUGCCGGGUUUUAUUUGUCAGUAGACAGUGACCUGUACGAAAUAGUAACCGAACUUUCUCUGUAAACUUUUAUCUUUACAGUGAUAUAAAAUUCUAGUAUUUAAAGUAGCUAAUUUUACCGUAUACAAGCUAUAACACGAUCCUAUUUUGCUCUCGCUCCAUCCUUGUGAAUUAAUCAGCUGUUGCGGCUGUCACCGAACUUGUUUACUAUUUGCGACCUCCGCUUGCCUCUUUAGGAUAUCAUUUCAGUUAUUUUCAUUAUGUAUGCCUGACGAAACGUGCUUAUUGUGGGUGCGAAAAUGGAUGAUCCUGUCGUGAAGGUUCAGCCACCAGAAAAAAAGCCAGUGUGGAUGAAUUCUAUUGCUUUAGGCCGUGCAGCUUACCAGCCUACAAAUGUGGAACACUGGGCCAACAUGGUCACACAUGGGGUGUUUGUACUGCCAGCUGUAUAUGGGGCUGUAAUGAUGGUCAUGGCUAGCCGUUCUGAUCUGCACCAGUUGGCAGCUACAAUUUAUGGGAUUGGAUUAGCGGGACUUUUUAGCGUUUCAACUAUCUUCCAUAUUGUCUUCUAUGUUGGGUAUUAUAAGAACUUGAAAGAAGUGUUGCAUCGAAGUGACCGUGCAAUGAUAUAUGUUUUUAUUGCCAGCUCAUAUACUCCUUGGCUACUUCUCAGACCUCUUCCACUUGACUCCUGGACUCUCCACCUCAGGUGGGGAAUCUGGGUGUUAGCAGUUCUUGGCAUUAUGUAUCAGCAACUCUUCCAUGAAAGGUUUAAGAUGUUAGAAACAAUUUUCUACCUCAUUAUCGGCAUUCUCCCAUCUCUUGCUGUUAUGGAUAUGGAUGACCACUCUGGAUUGGAAGAAUUGAAGUUAGGAGGAGCUAUAUAUGUGAUCGGGGUAAUUUUCUUCAAGCUUGAUGGACGAGUCCCGCUUGCCCAUGCUAUUUGGCAUUUAUUUGUUGUUUUAGGAGCCUUUAUUCACUACUAUGCUGUCCUUACAUAUUUAAUAUUGCCACCUCAUCAUGAACCAUUAUCUUUAGCUUCAGAUGAAGCAGGUGAGAAUGACGAGUUGUUAAAAGGACAUUGUGACAUUUCCACUCCAGAUUGCUUAGAUACUAUAUAGUUACAGUAUUCUCAUAAAUGCAGAAAAACUAGUUUUUACAGAGAUUACAGUUGUUUAAUGUCUUCAUGAUAGUAUACUAAUAGUUUCAUUACAUGACUUAGCUCAUCUUGCUCUCUGGGAUAUUACCAAAGAAAGAAGACAUGUUCACAAUAGUUUUAAAGAUACGUACAUUGUUUUCUGGUGAUAUACAUAUAUGAUACAUAAAUUAAAAGCACAUAAAAAAUGCAAGAUAUUUUACAAGAGAAGAAUUCAUGUAUCACUAGAAGUAGAAAUAUUAAGAAACCAGUUGUUAGUAGUUUUCAUGUUCACCUUGUUACAUUGCUGGAUAUACCCAUGAGAGACAAGUGUUACACACCAACAUUUAAAAUGAUGGUGUCUAAAGAUCCCCAUGUUACUCAAAGUAGUUGGUAGCUACCCUAACAUGUCUUACCUCUUAACAGUUACUGAUGAUUCUAUAUUGUUUUCCAUACUAAUUGUGCCAAUACAUUUCCAAGAUAUAGUAUUGUAGUGAAUUAUUGCAGUUGACAGUUGCACAAGGUUAUCCCCAGAUAUAAGAUUUGGUUUUUUGUAACUCCAGCACAGUAUUUGCAUUGAGUAAGAUGUUAUAAAUUGAAAUAAUUACAAUAUAUAAGAAAUUCAAAGUCAGCUUGACUUAAAGCAUAUCACAAGAGAAUUAGUGGCUUGUUGCAGUUAUGUUGAACAUUUUGGGAGUGGCAUGCAGGCAGACAAUGGGCAAAGGUUCUUAGUUGUUAGACUUAGAUUUAAAGUAAAUUUUGCUUUGUCAGUUGACUGUUUUCCUUGAAUUGAUUAGAAUUUGUCUGGCUUCACUAAGAUUCCAAGAGCUCAACUCUGAUGUUGUAAAAAGUGACUGUGUUAUGAGUAAUAGAUAUUUAUGGUGGUCGGAAACUGUAAUGAGGAUCAGAUUUUGUUGUUAAGCCUCAGAUUCAAACUACAUAAUGGACUUAGUAUGUAUGUCAUGUAACUUUUUAAUAUUUUCUAAAUAACUUUGUAAUGGUGACAGCAAGCUGUUAUUUCUAUACUUGGGCUUAAAAUUUAUGACUGUGUGUAAGUAGUAGUAGUAAAAUACAAGCAAAUGGCAAAAUUUAUGACUGUAUGUAAAUAGUAGUAGUAAAAAUACAAGCAAAUGGCAUACAUACCUACAAAAAUUCCAUAAAGAUUUUAGAUUUUUUAUAAACAAUUGUUUUUGGCAUUUUACUUUUGAAACAAAACUACAGGGACUCAUCACUUAUCAGCAGCAUAUAUUAAUGGUGCUUUCGGUUUUACAAUGAUUGGCUAACAAGGUUGUUAACCAAGUUUUCAGCGCUGGUAAGCGAUUUAUGGUGCCAGUAAGCAGUUUAUUGGUGUUGGUAGGUGGUUUAUUAGUGUCUGUAAAGAUUUUCAGCAUCAGUAAGUGGUUUAUCAGCGCCUAUGUUGUCAUAAACAGCAUCUAUUACCAUAAUUACUGUUAUGUUCUGGUUAACAAUGAUUUUUGGUUAUCAGUGCUCGACCAGGAACAGUGUUCUUAACUGGGGACUUCCUUAUAUCUAAUUUUCUGCAGUCCUAAAUUUCCUUUUAUCUCUUGAGCAGUGUAAAAGCCUUGGGGUGUAGGUACACUAUUCAUCAAGAAUUAAGCAUUAUGCACUACAGUAGUAUAUACUUUAUUUAUUACAUAGGCAGUGCAAAGGUUUGUGCAUUUUAUAUUCAUAUAGUACUGCUACAUGUCUUGUGGAGAAUUCCACACACUAUUUAGGGGAGUUUUGGUAAUUUUUCACCUUCAGCAAUAAUUUUGUCAUUUCAGCAGAAUUAUGAACAGCAUAUUUUAAAAUGAAAAAAGCAGUACCUCUUCAGUAAAGUUAUCCUUUAAUUAAAGUUUUAGUGAGCGUUGAUCAAUGUUCUCACAAUCAGGGCUGUUUGCUAUGUGCAAGAGUUAGUUAUUCACUUAUUUAAAAAUAAUAGGUUGAUAUGAACUAUAAAAUACAGUACAACAAACUUAGUCCCUGCCCAUUUAAUGAGCCAAAGUUAUGAAGGUACUGAGGAAAUGGGGUAAAGAUAGUCCUUUGCCAAUUAGAAUUGAAUAUUUUAUAAGUCUUGCAUUUUGUCUCCCAUAACUUCUAGUACCCUGCCAUUGGGUGGGUGGCUUCAGGAAACAACAUUUUUUUAUUAGCAUGUUAUUCAAUGCUUAAGCCUUGGUGUUGCUUCUAAUUAAAUUAAGUAGGUAUUCUUACCUCUUAAUUGCUCCCUUAAUUCUUUAUGCUGUCUGGAAUUAUUUUUGGAUGAUGACCUCUGCUUGGCUAUGAUGGCUCUUAGAACACUAAAAAGGGUGAGGAUGGAUGGCCUGUCACCUCAUCUGGAAUUUGAGUAGCUGACAUUAAGCAAGGUGAAAAACUAAUGCCAAGCUCAUCCUGUUGUUCUGGGUUUGAUCUCAACAGACUAGUGACCUUCCUGGCACUGGGAACUUUGUUUAUAUUUAGACAUAACCCUAAGGUAGCCUUCAGGAAAGGGCUCAUCUUUUUAUGAGAUAUUAUUAAAAACAUACUUGCACAAAAUGUUCUAUACAGUAUUUAAUUGUUUCAGAAGUAGCUCAUCAAAAUUGUUCCAAAAAUCCUUUUGUCCAACAGAUCAAGUUUUCCUACCCAAAUGUGACAGGAAGACUAUAAAUGUUGAAAUAUAUUGGUUCUACUUUAAAGGAAAUUAGUGCUGAUUAACCCUUUAACGCCGAUUGGACGUAUUAAACGUCGACUAAAAUUGUCUGUCGUAUGCCGAUUGGACGUAUACGUCGACGAAAAAAAAGUUUUUUUUUUAAAUUCGCAGAAAAAUAAUUAUAGGCCUACUAGGCGAAAACUUUUGAAGCACGCGCCUUGGGGGAUGCUAGGAGCUCACGGAUCAAGGCGUUUUGUUUACAAUCGUUAAUCAGGCGCGCAAGCGCGAAUUUCUUUCUUCUCGCACUAAAAAGCAUCAGCGAUACAUCUCGGAAAUUAUUUUGUCACUGACAUAAUUUUUGCACCAUUUUAUAUUAGCCGUUACAUAAAGUUUUACAUAUGAAAAUGUGCACAAUUUCAUUAGAAUACAACAAAAAACAACCCAUGGUUGUAGCUUUUAUAAGUUUUGAAAUAUUUUCAUAUAAAUAACGAUGUGCCAAAAUUUCAACCUUCGGUCAACUUUGACUCGACCGAAAUGGUCAAAAAACACAAUUGUAAGUUAAAACUAUUACAUUCUAGUAAUAUUCAAUCAUUUACCUUUAUUUUGCAACAAAUUGGAAGUAUCUAGCACAAUAUUUCGUUUUAUGGUGAAUUUAUGAAAUAAGCUCUUUCCUUUCGUCGGCACGGUAACUCUUCCGAAAAAAUAAUAAAUUUUUUGUCCGAUUGUGCUAAUGUUUGCACCUUUUUAAAUUAGCUGUUACAUAAAGUUUUAUAUAUGAAAAUGUGUGCAAUUUCAUGUAGAAUACAACUAAAAACAACCCAUGGUUGUUGCUUUUAUCAGUUUUGAAAUAUUUUCAUAUAAAUAACGAUAAAUAGAAAAAAUUAGUCCUGCGGUCAACUUUAACUCGACUGAAAUGGUUGAAAACUGCAAUUGUAAGCUACAACACUUACAGUCUAGUAAUAUUCAAUCAAUUACCUUAAUUUUGCAAUAAACGGGAAGUCUCUAGCACAAUAUUUCGAUUUAUGGUGAAUUUUUGAAAACCGCUUUUUUUUACGUCUGCGCGUUACGAAUUCAUGCAUCAUUUUGUGAUAAUAUUUUCCCUAUGUUGACUUGAUCGUUUCACAAUGUGUUAUGUACCAAAAUGAUUGCAAUUUAGUGUACAAUACAAAAAAAAUUAACUCGUUACCUUUAACUGUUUUGCUCACAGCGUGAUUUGUAUACAAUUAUAUAUGAAUUUUUUUUUUGUGCUGUCAUAUAUCCCAAUAUUUAUAUAUGAUAAUGAUAUUUUUUUUCAGUUCUGAUGGUUGCAUACUAAACUUCAGGCAAUGAAAAAAAAAGGAGCCAAAAAUGAACUCUUAAUCUUGAAAACCACGCGUGGUGUGAUUUAAAAAAAAAAAACAUUUUUUCCGCUUCUGCGCUCACUCGCGAAUGCCGCCGGCAUACGGGAGACGAUUUUUAAAAUACCGCUUCGGCGUUUAAGGGUUAAUCAGACUCCUAAAAUUAUUUGACAAGAUCUAAUAUGCUUGCCUGAUAUUUGUUAAUUAUAUAUCUAAAACCCAUCAUCAUUUAAUAAAUGACAGGCAUCAUGAAUAACAAGUUAAAAGAGAAUAAACCAAGUGAUAGAUUGUGAUGUUCUUGCCUAAAAGGAUGCCUCAUUGGAGUAAUACUAUCCUGACUUCGAAGUAGUCAUGCUCCUUUCACCCAUAGGCAUUUGGUGAAUAACCCACACACAACAAUCUUUGAAUGCAGAUAAUACAGAUCUGCACUUAGAAUCAAACAAAUUUUGAGUAAGUGUCCAAUUUUUUAACCAACAUUAUGGGAAGCAAAUCCUUGAAAAAAAUUUUUUCAGAAUCUUCAAAACUGUUUAUCCAAUUAUUGAAUAUUUACUUUGUUGCAAUAUGAUAGAUUAGAUUAAUUUGUUUAUUAGAAACUCUCUUUAAGGCAGGACCAUGGUCUGGUUAAACUGGUUUUUAAUACUAAUGAUAAUUUACAUUACAUAAUCAAUCACAAUCAGCAGUGAGUAACAACAAUAGGAUUUAAAUGUUUGUCAAUAUGUGGCAAAUUAGUUACAAUAUUUUUCAGACUUCAAAAUCUUAAUAUAUGUAUUUUUAAAAUUUUAUUAGUAAAGCUUGGACUCGCUUUAGUGUUAAGCUCUUGGACUGUCUAAUUUACAUGUAAUCUUUACUUUACUUCCUGCAAUGGGUCACCUUUUAACUUACAAGUGAUCGUAAAUUAAUGAUAAGUGUUUUGGAUUUGUAGAAUUUUUCAUUGGUAUUGGUUAUCAAAGCAAUUUUGCAGUUUGACAAUGGAAAUCAACUGUUUUAGUCCUCUUUAAGAACACAGAGUAAUAGAUUAGCAGUAUAGAUUAAGAAAGUGUAUUGAUUUAUUAAAGUGAGAAGAGCAAUAAUCUACUUUAUAACUGGAAUUUGUACACAAGAAUGUAAUACCUGUAUAUAUAUUUUGCCGGUGGUUUUGGCAGUAAGCAUUUACAAAUGUAUUGUGCACAAUAAGUGAUAUACAUAUUUGUUGUAAAUUAUUUGAAAAACAAUGAGGUAGAAAUUUUGGUUUUAUGUAGCAUAACAACAUGAGAAUAUGAAUUCUGAAAGAACAUUUUAGCAUCAAGGGGAAAAGUAGUAUUUAUCCCAAAUGUAUCCAGUGAAUAACUUUCUUACAAGAUAUUACAUAUUUUACGUAGAUAGAAAGUAAUUUGUUAUCCAUCAGCAUUAGAUGCAGCUGGCAGACCAUUUGACAUGAUAUGGGCCAAAGUUGUUUUCAUGGUAAAUGUCAAAAAUGUCAAGAACCAAGCCUUCAUUGUAGCAGGUAAAAACAGAGGAGAUAUGGGAAUUACUUGAGUGCUGAUUUUGACACACAAAAAAGAAUCAGUUUCCUAAUAUCCCUUGUUUGGUACAGUAUGUCAGCUUCAGCACUGUUUUUUAAGGUAUUUUUUAAACAUAACUUGAAACUGGCAAGCAAUUUAUUAUGAAACCUUUCAGCAGGUGAUUAUUUUACCUCAUUGGCUGUGAAAAAUACUAUAUGAAGACUCAUAGUUAAUGUUUCUCCCCAGAAAACCUGUAUUUGAGAGGAUUACCAAUUUCAGUCUGUGAAACUUCAGUAUCUAGUUUUUCUGUUUCUUUUGUAAUUUAUGGUAAUUGAAAAUGGGCAUCACAACUUCUAGGUUAUUGCAGUAUCUAGUUGAGAAGUGGUUCUCAGAAUUUAAUAAUCAAAAUACCUUUUAAUAUAAUUUUAGGGUGUAAAUACACAAAUAAGUUAAUGGGUUGAAAUAAGCCUAAACAAUAUAUUUAUUAUAAACUACGUGUUUAUUAUUUAAGUUUACAUACAUGUGUUUAUAGAGCAUUAGUAAUACAGAAGACCUUUCAAAAUUAUUGAAGCAGUCAAGUAAUGUAUCUGUAGUAUGUAACUUUAAUUGCAAGGGAACCAACAGUCCCUUUAUUUGUUAAUUUUCUUGUGGAUCAUCGUUCCUUGCAUGUAUUGAGUUGCCAGUGACUAAGCUAAGCUUCAGAUUACUAUAGGUCUUGUCUUUUUGUAUUUUAGAAUGUCGAUACACCCUUUCCCACUGCAGCUGGAGAGUAAUGCUGUCUGUUUGGUAGGAAGGAACUGCUUUUCUCAUAUAAGUAUGUCUACUUUUCUCAUAUAUAUAUUUGCAUUGUAUUGGCAGAGGUACGUUUCUUCUGGGGCUAACUAGCUUUCUUAUUUCAAAUAAUUUGCUGUAUAUCACUGCCAGACAACCAGAGGGAUCUGCAGUGUGGGCACAAUAUGUUACACUUCCCACUGUUAUGUAUUACAUUGGAACAUCGGUUUUUGUAUGUAAUCUGCUCCUGAACGUUACAUAGAGUCCAAAAUGUAUGAAAUCCAAAACAAUAAUUCCCUUAAGGAAUAAUAUAAAUCCAGUUAAUGUAUUCCAGACACCUAAAAAGAUUAACAAAAAUUAUAUUUUAUAGAGAAUAAACAAGUUUUACAUGCAGAAAGCAAUGAGAAAUAAAUAUAAAUGACUAAUGAAAUGGAUAAAUUAAAAUUCAGCAUAACCUUUACCUUUAUGGAAGACUCUUAUUAGCGUAUGGAAGACAAAGAGGAGGGGAGAGGGAGGAGGAGAGGUCACUGUUUGGAAGGGGAAUCCCCCUUCAGAAGUACUUCAGGUAUGUAGGUCCUAUCUAGGGAUACUUCUUUUCCUUUUUUACUGGCACCAUCUGGGUUUACUUCCUCUCUUCAUUUUUACUGGCACUAUGACAAGCUUGAGAGUCACUGGACCCCUGUAGCACAACAAAACUGUCCAGACAUUUGUUUCUGGCAUCUCUUUAAAAUUUGCCUAAAGUCGAACACGACAUUGUCCAUUCCACUUAUUACAAACAUGUCCUUAAUCACUGAAGUAGGCACAUUGUGUAUGCCCGUCUGCUUUCUGAAUUUUUCAAACCAGCCGCUGCUGGCUGUAAAUUCACUAACAGCAGCACUUGUUGAAGACAUUUUCUUACUGAGAUUGGUAUGCAACAUCCUCCAACACUUUGCUAUGAGUUCUUUAUUCUUUCUUAAAUUUUAUAAUGUUUCUCACUGUUUUUUUUAACAGAAGGGCUGGCACUUGGAACUUUCUUUGGCACCAUGUUGGCGUAUUUAGCAGUUGCACUUGAAUAUAAAGGCACAAAGAAAACCACAAUGAACACAAAAGCAGAGUGGGAAAUGAGAACAUGGGAUGCUUUGUUUGGGUACUCAGUGUUGGGGGCCUAGUCGUAAGGUUGGCCCUGGAAGGAGCAUUUCCAGGUGUACAAAAACCAAAUCGUAUGAAAUCCAAGGCUUGACUGUAUCUUGUUUUUCACACUUUAUCACAUGAAACCCCAAGCGACAUGAGUAAACCUGAAGACUGACAGUAAGAGAGGCUUUUUGAACCCCAAGAUUUCUGUGUAGGUGCCUUUGAAAUGAAUAAAUGCAGGGAUGACAGCAGUAACAAUAUAGGAACACACAGUAUACUUACCCAUACCUACUUUUACAAGUGAUGCUGUAGAUUUGAGUACCUAUGUAAUGGAUGCCUUUUAUAAAGAUUUAUAUGUUGUACGUGGAUCAGAACUGUAGAUUUGAGUAUCUGUGUAAUGGAUGCCUCUACAAAGAACUAUACAUAUGUUGUACAUUGAUCAGAACAUCAACCUGAAAUGCAAAUAUUAUUUGUGAAAACCAUGCAAAGUCUAAGAUGUGCCAGUUGUACAUUUAUGAUACAAAACUGCAAUAAUCACUUAUGAGUAAAACUGAUAUGUUGACAAAAGAGGCCAAGAUGUAAAAGAGAGUUAGGGUAUACCUCAGCUUGGCAAAAGGUUUUGCAUGCCAAAAGAACUAUGUAAUUCAAAAUACUAAAGGAAAUCAACCACUGAAACAACAAAAAAAUAAAAAGAUCAUCCCAUACGGAUGCAUCAAGAAGUACCAAAUCAUUUUGAAGCAGCAGCAACCAAAGAUGAUUCCAUGGACAUUAGAAUACAUGUCAUGAAGAAAAUAAAAUUAAAAAAGACAACCAUUUUGGAGAUAAGUUAUCAAAUUUUAUUGAUAAAUUCAUAAAUAGUUAAUUAUCUUAAAUAUUGCUGAUUGUUUAUCUCUGCUGAUUAAGUUACAUGUGGUUCUUUUCUUUUCCCUUCUCUUUUAACACAAAAUGUCUCAACAUAUUCCACAUAUGCUGUACAUAUACAGUUAACAAAAUAAGUUGAAUUUAGAUAACCUUUUUUUAAUAGUCAGUUAUUUUCAAUAACCUAUACUAGUAGUAUUAAUUAACUAUCUUACAGUAGACAACCCCCCCUCCCCAUAUUCAUAGGGAAUGGGAUGGAUACCACCCCCCCCCCACGAAUACUACACAAAAUUCCUUUAAAAAGGCUUAGAGCUGCCUAUUUUGAAAGUUAAAACACAAAAACUCUUAAAAUGCUUAUACCUGAGUAUUUUAAGUUUUAUCACAAAAUGUGAAUUUUGUCAUGACAGUGGUAUGAAAAUAUAGUAAUUUGUGAAUAUUUCUGUGGAAAUUGCUGCGAAUGGGCAAAUUUUCUGUGAAUGAUUGUAUACGUAGGUAUUCUCCUUCUUAAGAUGGGGUUAGGUUCCAUAAACCCAUCGGUUGUUGAAAAAAUCAUAUCUCGAAUAUAGCCUAGCCCACAUUACACAGUAUACUCUAUACAUAUGGGGUAAAGUAAUUAUUAAUACGUAUCAGCUAAUUCUGGAGGUUCAGUGCAGAUUGACUUAUGAUAAUUCAGUACAAAGAGAAAUUGAAUAACACUGACAAGAGUUAGCCUAACAUAUACAAUGUUAUACGUAUCAUAUACAUGUACGGUAACCUAGCCUACAAUACUAAUCUAUGAUAUAAGGUAUAAUAAUUAUUAAUAUCAGCUAAUUCUGCAGGUUCAGUGUAGAUUGGCUCAUGAUAAGUACUACAAAAAGAAAUUGAAUAAUAAGAACAAGAAUCAGACUGUAGGGUCCUCACCGAGAUUCGGUUCGUUGUCGGCAUACAUGAAUGGUGUCGGACUGUUCAUGGGUACAUAUAACUAAAAAUCGGAAGAGGCAGAAGAUGAUAAAGCCACAGGAUCAUCAACUUGCUCCUCUUCAGAUAGUAAAUCUUCUUCUGUUAGUUCAGGUGUUUCAAAGAAACAGCUGUUACGAGAUGUAGAGGAUCAAGGCUCACGUAUGUGGGGAGGGCUGGGGAAGGCAAUGGCACUGGAGUCAAUCUCUUGCUAUAACAUACACAAGACAGAAUGGAAACAAAAAGUCAGCUGCAUGCUAGAAAUAUUCAACCUUUUCAGGACAUAAGAGCUCACUUAAUAGUUUAGUAACAAAAUGCUACUAAUGCAGCAGGCUAAUUCAUAUCUAUAUCUUCUCCAAAACCAACUAAGCAAACAGUCCAUGACAGGCAGAAAACACUAUUAGACCUAGUUGUAAGAAAACACAAGACAAUCAUUAGGAAGAUGCAUUGACCCUCAGCAGAUCAAAAUCAACAAAUUUAAAGAUUAAAAAGUCCACAGACACAUUGUUUUUGGUAGUACCUACUAGAAAUUAUCUUUUAAUAAUUCAUAUACAUAUAACAAAUUUUGCCAAGAUGAGGAAAAGUGUUAAGAGAAAUGUAUCUUAUAAUUAAGAUGUUUCAAGUAAAGGUACAUCCAACAAAACACCAUUCUAAAAGGUAUGUCAAAAGUUUCAGAAAAUAAUUGAAUAUUUUUCAGUUCCCAAAGGCAUGAUGCUGAAAAAAAUGUAUGAAAAAUGCAAGCUACUCAUUUGCCAAAAAUCUUUGAUCAAAGGGAUAUUUUCAUAAAUAAUCAUUCACCACAAUUCCACUUGGAUUCAUUGACUCAUUUAGGCUUUUUCAGGUAAUACCUCCAGUAAUGUGAUUUACUGCUCUUUGGGUGAAAAUAAUCCUCAACGUGUACCUAUAUUAUUUAUUUGGACAUAUUAUUUACUUGGGUUGUCCAUAUAAUAAGGUUCUCAAUGGGCUGCAGUCGCAAGGAACGCUGUUACGUGGGAUCUGGCGACACUGGCGUGUAGCUUGGUCCUCCCCCCCCUCCCCCCAUGGCGAGCUGUCUGCAAUGCUCAGCCGAUAGAGAUGGAGCUCCCACUCGCUUCUCCCGCCAGGUGCGAAUUAUGCUCUGUGAUUAGUUUUUGUGUGCAAAAAACACUGUACUGGUGGACAUUCAUUCCCAACUGUGUGAAGUCUACAGAGAAAAGUGUAUGAGCGUACAACAUGUGCGCCAAUGGUGCAGAGAAUUCAAAGACGGAUGUACAGAUGUCCGUAACACAUUUCAGAACUAGAGAGAAGCUGAAAGAAGAGGUUUUAAGCUACCUUUGCAGAGCGGCGGGAGAGUUCUACGAUUCAGGCAUAAAGAAGAUGGUACACUGCAAGCAAAAUUGCAUUGAUCUCAACAGCGAUUAUGUCGAAAAUAGGAAAAAGUCUAAGCUUUCCAAAAAUGUAUUAUUCAAUGCCAAUGAUCAUGUUUUUCAUUGUGAAAAAUCUUUGGGAACCUUCUUUUACGGACAACCCUCGUAUUUGAGCUCCAUUUAAUUUGUGCUGUGCCCCUGCCCAUGAAGACCUAAACUAGUCUAGUUCGUGAUGUACUGUAGAAUCCGCAGUAAUUUUCCUGUAUGCAGUCAAAUGCAAUAAAAUGUAAUGGGAGUGACUGAUAUGUAGAAAUAACUUAGGAACACUACCUCCAUGUAUUCCACACUGAACUGUAUGUCUAGUAAUGUUGGGUGUGGCUUCAUAGAUCAUUGCAGCUAUGCAGUAUAGUAUGUUAAUCAUUAACUGGUCUAUUGCCCUUUUAGGCUUCAAUUUCAUCAGUUGGAUUUCAGAUUUCUUCAGAGAAAAUUAAAUCCAUCCUCUUGUCUAAAAAUAUUAAAAAGUGAUUUUACACAUUUGAAAAAAUAAAUAAACUCUGAGUUAGUAGUGAAAAUUAAAUUGACAUAAAUUACGGUACCCAUAAUUAAUGUCAAAACUAGCCGUGUUGUAAGAAUAUUUUAAGCUGAAACUGAGAAGCAUGUUGAAUAUCUGAUUUCUUUAAAUACCAGUCUUUACCUGCAGUUAGGUAAAGUAUCUAUGCUGCUGUCUCCUCUGCCUUCACAUAAAAUUGUUGCUGCAUUACAAACUCUCUCAAAUAGGAAAUCAAUCUCUCUUGCUCAUGUAUUGCAUGUCCACUUAACAUAAUUUCCAGAUAACUUAAGUGCAGUAAGCUACUAAUCUAAGUCAUUUUUGUAAUCUUAACCAUUAGUGUAGUACAGUUCUAUACAUUGUUAGAACUGAUAUUAUUUUUGGGGGAAUGAAAUAUGUAACUGGUUUUAUUUUUAUUGCCUAAAUAAGUUACUUAUCGAUCUAUAUUUUAUAUGUUCAAAUGUUAUGUAUUGGUUUGCUUACAUGUUCAGCAAAUUGUCUUCUAGGCCGUUAUUUUCAACAUUAAUACGCAGUACGUACAGUGAUUCUCCUGUAAUUUUCAGCUCAGUUUUUAAACAUUAGUAACAUAAGCCAUGUAGCUUCCAUUUAUGUAGCAUCCAUUUUUUCACUUUUUAUGUAAAUAUUUUUUUUAUAUAUUUUGUACCUCUUUGGUGCUGUUAUACUUUGGUUGGGAAAACUGUAAACUUUUAAGAUGCCACAUUAGCACUGGAUACAAAAGUAUAUUAUGUAAUGUGCCACUUUUUUGUGUUCAAAAUCUUCCAGAUAGCUGCAUUUUUCUAAGUGGGUGCAGAUUUUAAAUGCAGGAAGCAGUUGAAAUCUAAUAGUAAGCAAAUCCAGGCAAAAUGCUUUUAUAUUUUUUCCCUACAAACGAUGCAAGUUUGUGUUUAAAUAUAAUAAAUCAGUGUAAUUUUGUGUUUAUAUUUUACUUUUACUGGUGUCAUAAUGCUCAGGUAAAAGAACAACAACAGAGAGCUGAUCUAUUGCCCAAGUUAACAAGAAGAUUUACUCAGGAUAAUACACUCCAUAACCAUAGGGAGUCCCUUGUCUCACCUGUGAAUUGCUCACACUCAUCCUUAGCCUAAUGGGUGAUGAAUGGUGCCAGGGAGUGUUCACUGGAUUCCCAUGUUCUUCGCCUCUUUUCUUCCUUUCUGCUUAUGAAGUCGCGGCCACUUUGUUACUAGUGAGAAAUAGCCCAUGAUGUUGUGGUGAUUUUCAUUUUUUUUUAUUAGAGGGAUUUUGAGUGAUGUGUACCUUGUAUUACUAAACUAGCAAGUUAAGUAAGCCCAUUGUGUGCAGUAUUAGUUCAGCUUAACAUUCCCUUAAGAAAGAAUUUUCAACUUUCUUACAGUACAGUAGCACAGUAAUAACAAUAAACAACACAUGCAUAUAAAGGAUAUAAAGUAUAGUUCAUAAUAUAAUGCUACUAAAUAUAAAUACAAAUAAAUCUGUAGUUUUCAGUGAAGUGACUCAAGAAGUAAUAUUUGAGUCUUCAGAACUGUUGUCUAAAAUAUUUUUGUGACGUUGAAUGGAGAUUACAUUCCAUUAGUGUGAAACUGGUGUAAAUGUUGAAAUAUGUAUGUUAGAUUCCUACAAGUAUGUCCUCUGUAUAAAGGGAAAUGAGAGUGCCUAUAAAGUAGCCAAGGCUGUAACUACUAUGACCAGAUUACACAUAACUUUCACAGUCAGCGAUUAUUCAAUGUCUAAAACCAAAUUGGUGAAUAAAUGGGAAAGGUUAUGGAGUAAUGAACUUGAUAGCAACAAAUUAAAGAAUAUAAAGUCCAUGAUUUGAAAUAUUGCACUCUUUGAACCAUGAAAAAUGCCACCCUGAAGUCCAUUUGAUCUAAUCUUUGAAUUAUGCACACUUGAUUGACGCAGGAAUAUGUAGCCCAAAUGACCCAGUCCCAAUAAAUAGAGAAUGCAGGUCAACACUAACUUUUAUACAUAAGUAUCUUAUGUAGUGCUGUAGCUUUACCACUUACUAUCAUAUUAAUCACAUGUGAUUGCUGGCAAAAGCUGCAUUUUACAUAUAAGCGAUAAGUGAAAGGUGAACCGAGAACAUUUAUUUACAUACUCAGUGAGUCAGACUACAGUAGCAACGAUAACAUAUUUAAAAGGCAAAUCAAAAUUACAGUGAAAGGUGAGAGUUACAGUUUUCACAUGAUUGCUGUACCAGCUACGGGGUAUUGUAUAUGUUGUAAUGUAAUACUCAAGUUUGGUUACUGCAUGUUUCAUUACUCAUCGGGAGACCAGACCCAUGAACCAUUCAUUUAAGCUGAGGUAACACUGUAUCUUAGUAAUAUUUUAGUCAAUCAUCAUUCCUGUAUACAAUGCAAAUGUUUUUAAUAGCAUUACCACUAGGAUGCCCUAAAGGUGUUAACUUGCAAAGCUUCAAGUUAAACCAUCAAAGGGUUAACUGAGUUUCUCAGAACUUUCUGCUACAUAAUUAUUAUUGUUAAUUGCAUUUCAAAUAGUCAUAAAUAAAUCUUAUAUAGGAUGAAAUUGAAAAGUUGUGAGGUUUUAUGUGCCAAAAGAAUUUUUCUUUUACCUUAGAUACUUUUGGAGAUAAUAGCAUUUGAAUGGCGUUAGGACUGGGCUGUGCCGGGCCAUCAGAAAUGAACCCGUUUUCAUAAAGACUGACAUUUUAAAAAUAAAUCCUACAUGGGAUGAAAUUUAAAGGUGUAAGGGUUUAUCUGCCAAAAGAAUUUUUCUGUUAUCUUUAAAACUUUAGGAGAUACUAUAAGCAUUUUAAUAAUGCUAGUGCCGAGCCGUGGCAAAAAUUUAAUGCAAUGAUUAAAACAUCAUUUAAAUGUAAAUUGAUGAUUUAUUUAAGGGAUUUUGGAAAAGGCUAAUUGGAGGGGUUGCUGUGGUAGUGUUUAACACUCGCCCAAGGUUUAUAUCGACACCUUUUUUUAUAGGUGAGUGAGUCAGAGAGUUCUGACAUGUCCAAUUUAGCAGUUCUCUGGUAUUAUAGCAAUAUUUUACUAGAAAUAACGCUAAACGGACUUAUUUCACGGAGCGACACGGCCAAGCCCAGAAAAAAUCUUAUAUGAGAUGAAAGUUAGACAUAAGGUUUUAUCUGCCAAAAGAAUUUUUCUUUUAUCUUCAAAACUUUUUGAGAUAUUAGCAUUUGAAUAGUGUUCGAGUCUAAGGCAAAAAUUUAAACAUGAUUUAAAUGUGAAUUCCUGAUUUCUUAAAAAUAAAUUUUAUAUGGGGUAAAAUUUAAAGAUGUAAGGUUGUUUGUUUCUUUUAUCUAACAUAUUUUAGAGAUACAGCGUUCCUCUCCUAUUUGCGGGGAUGCGUACCUGACCCACCCCCCCCCCCACGAAUAGCUAUAAUCCGCAAAUAGUUGAAACCCCUAUGUAUUUUUUAGUUAAAACUCAAGGGAAACCCACUAAAAAUGUUUAUAACUGGUUUUACUAAUAGUUUUGUCACAAAAUUUGCAUUUUAUGAUUUAAAAAAAGGAAUUUGUGGAUAUUUCUCAGAAAAAUACAGCGAAUCAUAAUCCGUGAAUAAGUAAGUCCAUGAAUCUGGAGUGCGUGAAUACGGAGGGGGUUGUUCACUGUAUGUAUUAGCAUUUGAAUAGCGUUUGGGGUGGGCUGCCAGAAAUGAACCCGUUUCCAGUAAAACUUCACUUCGCUUUUAAUAAUUAAAGCAUCAUUUUAAUGAGAAUCAUGAUAGUUUGACAAUAAAUCUUAUAUGUGGUGAAAUUUAAAAAAGUAAGGUUUUAUCUGCCAAAAGAAUAUUUCUUUUAUCUUCAAUACUUUUGGAGAUAUUAGUAUUUGAAUAGUGUUAGGGACUAAUGCAAUAAUUAAAACAAUUUAAAUGUGAAUUUAUGAUAUUAAAAUUCAAAACAAAUCUUAUGUGGGAUGAAAUUUAAAGAUGUAAAGUUUUAUCUGGUGAAAGGAUUUCUCUUUUGAUAUUUGGAGAUAUUAGCAUUUGAAUAGCGUUAGGGCCUGGCUACCAGAAAUGAGCCAGUUUCCAGUAAGACUUCGCUUUGCUUGUAAUCAGGUAGUUAUGCAAGAAUUAAUUGGCUGCAUAUUACAGUACAAUAUUUUAUCUUUUUUUUUAUGAUAAUUAUUUAGUCAGUCAUACUCAACUUUUAUAAAAUUGUUAUAUAAUUGUUCAAUAGCUGCAUUUCAUAAUUUCCUAGAUGAGAAGGUCCAAUUUGAUGUGUGUAAGUUAUUUUCUGUGUGUGACCAGCACCAUUGCCUCCAAUACCAUGUGAUGUAAGGGGCCUCUGAAAUUCCUCUACUUGUCUUUUCUGUACUUGAACUUCUACAUUUCUCCACUAUCUCAAGCCUCCCUUCUCAUAGUUCUCAUCUGUCUAAUUCUAGGUCUUCCAACUCUUCUGGUGACUGCAGGAGUCCAGCUUUGCUAAAGAUUUGAGUAAACUUUUGGAUACAUUGUCUUCCAAUAUCCUUGCUUAAGCCCUUUGAUCUUGAAAUGAAAUGCUUCUGAGGAUUAUAUUUGGCAGAAAAAAGUCAAUGAUCACAAAAAAACGAGAGUGCAUUGCUUAUAACUUAACCCUUAAUGGACAGAUUGAUCCUUGGGAGUAGUAAUAACAGGUUUUGGGGUGGUGGACGGAUUGAUCCUGUAGAUAAACAGUAUUAAGCGCCAUUGGUUUGGAAAGAAUCGGGCAGGAAAGAAGUGCCAAUACUUCUAUUGCCCAUAAAUUAAUGACAACUUUUACUUUGGCUUAAACCACAAAUCUCAGGACUAGUUUUGCUUGUAACUUCAAGGGGGAAUGUAUUAUGUCUCUGUCUCACAUGACAGUCUUUUUGUAAAUUUGUUCGUAAAUAUACCAAGGGAAUGCUGUUGGUUUUUUUUCUGAUCUUUUACAAAAGUAUGUCAGUUGUAAAUGUAAUUUUACAAAGAAAAGUGCAAAAAAAUAUUCGAAAAAACAUGUAAAAGUAAAAAAAGUUACUGAAUCAUCGUCCUCUGUAAAUUUAUGCAAAUAGUUUUCAACAAAUAUGCUAAGAAUUUUUUACUGAUUUUAUCUAUCAUCUGUUUAGAUAUUGCAUGAGCAGUAAUUAUAAUUUUACAAAAUAAAAUAAAAUUAGUUAUUAGAAAAACAUGUUUAAGUUGGUAAAAUUUACAAUUGUCUUGGAAAAGAGGCCCCACAAGGGGUUGUAAAUAGUCAUUUUCAACUUCUCGUGGAAUGUAGGGAAAAUUUUUUAGAAUAUUUUUCUUUCACCAUGUACAUUUGCAUAUUCUCCCCUUUCCAUUGAUGUUUUUUUCGUAAAGUGGCUAACCUCAAAGUUUAUCCGGCCUGAGGAGCUGCAUAUCGAUAUAUUUAUCUGUCAAGUAAGGGUUAAUGCCCCAAAAUCUGAUUAACAGUGGUCCAUCAAAUUAUCUGACCCAUGGUCAAAGUACCAUCUAAUUUUUAUUGUUUUGUUGAGGAGUAUUUUUGUUCUUGGAAAAGAAAAUGAAUCUUCCUGAGCAAUGAAAACCAAGAUGAUUCUCACACGACAAGCCUUAGUAUUAAAUAAAACAGAAACCCCAUUGCAAUAAUAUCAAGAGCACUCUAUAUAUUGGAAAUUAGAAAGGGAGCCAAGAAAAAUUUGUAUUUUAACACAAAAUUGGAAUUAGUACCAAGAAAUACUAUUCCCUGUUCUAUUGCAAAACCUAAAAUUAUAUAACUUUCCUCAGUAGAAAGAGACAUCUUGACAAUAAAAUGCUGCUCAAUGAAAAACUUAAGAGCAGAAAAUAAUGGUGUUUGCUUCCAAAAUAAAAAAAAAACCAGUGUUGGUGGGACUUGCCUAACCCAUGCCACUGUUGUCUGUGGAAGAGGGGUGAAUCGUGAUAUUCAAGGUAGCUGCUCUAAGACAAAAGAAAGAGCCUUCCUGCCAUGGGUCCAUUUAUAUUCCAUCACUAUACCAACAAAGGCACUACUACAGAUGAGAACAACUAUGAGAGAAUACUUUAUAUAAGUCGAUGUGCUUGUUAUUGCGUGUCACAAGUGUAGUCUUGACCGUACGUCAGAAUGACUACAUAUUGAUAUAUACCAGUUAUAAAAAAUAUACAGGAAGUAAUCUGAAGUAGAUACCAUAGAUGUAUGCUGUUGGCAUUUACCAGCAUCCUCUGAAAUCAGUUUGGAUGAACUAGUAGAUUUCAGAAACACUUGUCCUUCAAAAAUGGUGUUUCAGCAUUUUUAAAAAUAACAGAUUUUAAGAUAUACAAGUUAACAUUCAGAAUUUAAAAUAUGCUUUUCAACACCAUUGCAUUUUUACUUAAUGUGCUUUCUCCCUGCCCUUCUGAAUGGUGCAUAUUUGACAUGAAAAGCAGAGGCUAAGAGUGAAGCUAUUGAUAGGGAAGGUGACGGACUACCUCAAGGCUGUACUAGAUCUCGCCUUUUACUAAUCAGAAUUUCCAUAUUACACGUAAGCAGUAAUUCAGCACAUAAUUGCUUUACCUUCCUAGUCAGUUAUGACAGAAGUAAAAUUAAAGAAGUUUAAAUUUAUGGGAUAAAAUUACACUGUUUUAGUGUUGAAGUUUCCUUCAUACUAUUUAUCUGUUAAAGAUUCAUUUUGUUUUUAGGAACUUUUUUGCAAUUCAUGAACUAUUGUGAAAUAAAAAUUGUUGUCUGUAAAUAUUGUACUAUGUGUUUUAGUGUAAUCACUGAUGUUUGUAUUUGUGUAGGUCCGGUGUUACUAUCUUGUAAGAAGUAUUACCACCAAAAAUGAUUUUGUAAUAAGGAUAAUGGUACGAAUCAGUUGUAAUUUUAAUUAUUUAUGAAGUUUGAGACUCGCAGAAACACAGUAGUUAGGGCUGCCAAAAAUUUAAUGGUACGCAUUUUGAAGCGAUAGUUUAUUUUUAUAGUGCCGCCACUGCCAUUCUAAUAUAUUAUACAGCUUUGGCACAUGGUUGACCAGACUUUGAAUGAUUUGUAUCCUGCUCUAUGUUUAAGAGAUUGAAACUAAUACCGACAGAGCAGUACAACUAAAAUAAGAUACUUGUAAUUAUGGAUGGUCAUUUAUUUACUUAGAAAUUUGCAUCCUUUAACUGGGAAACAUUUUUUAGUUGAAUCGUUGAUAGUAUCAAUCAUUGUUAAUGAAUUAAUUAGUUUAGGAUAGUAUCAAUCAUUGUUAAUGAAUUAAUUUUGUAGGUAAUAGAAUGUCAAAGUCCAGAAUUUCAGUUCACAUUGCUAGCAGCUCAUUAGUGGAGUGAGUGCGUUGUAAAGAAGAAUUUUUCCUGUACUUUUUUUUCUUAGAAUGUUAAUAUUUUGUUGCAUACUUCUCCUGUUUCUUUGUCUAAGUUUAGGGUCUCUUGGCACUAUCCCUGUAAUUUUUCCCGUAGCAUAACUGGAUAAAAAACAA
This is a messenger RNA of Macrobrachium nipponense, 19518 nucleotides long. RefSeq names its product monocyte to macrophage differentiation factor 2-like. Gene Ontology annotation, cellular component: membrane. Gene Ontology annotation, molecular function: pore-forming activity. Lineage: Eukaryota; Metazoa; Arthropoda; Malacostraca; Decapoda; Palaemonidae. The record is from RefSeq and is a predicted model, not a curated record. Bases 334 to 1155 code for a protein of 273 amino acids. The transcript is spliced from 6 exons.